Cydia pomonella (codling moth) is the source of this 3003-nucleotide messenger RNA. RefSeq names its product tubulin beta chain-like. NCBI's taxonomy places the organism in Eukaryota, Metazoa, Arthropoda, Insecta, Lepidoptera, Tortricidae. Gene Ontology annotation, cellular component: cytoplasm; microtubule. The record is from RefSeq and is a predicted model, not a curated record. The transcript has 12 exons. Gene Ontology annotation, biological process: mitotic cell cycle; microtubule cytoskeleton organization. Gene Ontology annotation, molecular function: GTP binding; structural constituent of cytoskeleton; GTPase activity. The coding region runs from base 274 to 1935 and encodes 553 amino acids.
UUAGACUGUAGAUUCCUAAACUAGCAUUGUCAGUCCAAAUUUUAUCCAAUGUCAAUGUCGCUUCAAUUCCAUAAAGUGAUAUAAGUUUUACAUUUGCGACUACGUUAGCCCUUUUAUAUUAGUAGCAAGGGAUUGCUUUUGAUUAAGUUACUACGGAUCUCUAGAAACUUGAUAUCAUACGAUAACGCCGAUUAUCCUCAGUGUAUGACACAGGGCACUGUGUUACAGUUUGAAGUAAGGUUAUAAAAGUAAAUUAUAUAAUUUAGUGUGAAAAUGCGUGAAAUAGUGCAUGUGCAGGCUGGGCAGUGUGGAAACCAGAUAGGAUCUAAGUUCUGGGAGAUAAUCUCAGACGAGCAUGGAGUUGGCCCCGACGGAAUCUAUCAUGGCGAGAAUCCGAUGCAACUGGAGAGGAUCGACGUCUACUACAACGAGGCUUCGGGCGGUAAGUUACAAAUUGUCAACGUGCCAGUUCUGGGAGAUAAUCUCAGACGAGCAUGGAGUUGGCCCCGACGGAAAUCUAUCAUGGCGAGAAUCCGAUGCAACUGGAGAGGAUCGACGUCUACUACAACGAGGCUUCGGGCGGUAAGUUACAAAUUGUCAACGUGCCAGUUCUGGGAGAUAAUCUCAGACGAGCAUGGAGUUGGCCCCGACGGAAUCUAUCAUGGCGAGAAUCCGAUGCAACUGGAGAGGAUCGACGUCUACUACAACGAGGCUUCGGGCGGUAAAUACGUGCCUCGAGCCGUUCUGGUCGACCUCGAACCUGGGACCAUGGACUCAGUGAGGGGCGGGCCCUACGGACAGCUCUUCAGGCCAGACAACUUCGUGUUCGGACAGAGCGGGGCUGGAAACAACUGGGCUAAGGGUCACUACACAGAGGGCGCUGAGCUCGUCGACGCAGUCAUGGACGUCAUCCGCAAGGAAUCUGAAAACUGCGACUGCCUUCAAGGGUUCCAGCUGACACACUCUCUUGGGGGUGGCACCGGGUCUGGCAUGGGCACGUUGCUGCUGAGCAAAAUCCGCGAGGAGUUCCCCGACAGAAUCAUGAGCACAUUCAGCGUCGUGCCCUCGCCUAAAGUGAGUGAAGUAGUGCUAGAACCCUAUAACGCGACGCUCUCCGUGCACCAGCUGGUGGAGAACACGGACAUGACCUUCUGCAUCGACAACGAGGCUCUCUACAACAUCUGCUUCCGGACACUCCGGCUCACCAGCCCCAGUUACGGGGACCUCAACCAUCUCAUCUCGUUAACAAUGUCCGGCAUAACAACGUGCCUCCGUUUCCCGGGCCAGCUGAACGCGGACCUGCGCAAGCUGGCCGUCAACAUGGUGCCGUUCCCCAGGCUGCACUUCUUCAUGCCCGGUUUCGCCCCCCUCACAGCCAGGAAUUCCUUUGACUACCGCGCUCAAAACGUAUCUGAACUUAUGAGUCAAAUGUUCAACCCGGGCAACAUGAUGACGGCGUGCGACCCGCGCCACGGGCGCUACCUCACCGUCGCCACCAUGUUCCGCGGCCGCAUGAGCAUGAGGGAGGUGGACAACCAGAUAGUCGCCAUACAGAAUAAGAACUCCAGCUUCUUCGUGGAAUGGAUCCCCAACAACCUGAAGGUGUCCGUGUGCGACGUGCCGCCGCGAGGCCUGAAGAUGUCCGCCACCUUCGUGGGGAACUCCACCGCCAUCCAGGAGAUAUUCAAACGCAUAUCGGAGCAGUUCACGGCUAUGUUUAGACGCAAGGCUUUCCUCCACUGGUACACGGGCGAGGGCAUGGACGAGAUGGAGUUCACGGAGGCCGAGAGCAACAUGAACGACCUGAUCUCCGAGUACCAGCAGUAUCAGGAGGCUCCCGUGGAAGACGAGGACGCCGAAUUUGACGAAGAGGACGAGAUAGAGCAAGAAUACCCGCAGGAAAGAGAGAGAGAGGCUGUCCAUGUCGCUCACUAAGCUUGUCUAUCAUAGAUACUAAAAAACAAUUUGCUUGCCCAAUUACUAUAAGUCCGUCUAAAUUAACUCUGCAGUGACCUUGAUGUCACAAAGUGUGGACAUGUUAUAUUUCGUGUCAUCAACGAUGACGCGCAGAUUUGUCAAAUCUAACCUUUAAUAACAUGACAAUACGCGUCAAGGCACGCGUCUUCGUGAAUGACACGAUCUAUAGUAUAGUUGAAAUUUUCCGAGUUGAUUUUUUCGGCUCAAACCUUAAUCAGUCAAACAAUAGUUAUUUGUGCAACAAGAGAGGAAAGUUGGUUUUUCUGGCGAGUGUCCUCGCUACGCUCAAGAUUCUUUCGCUUACUCGGGACUCAAAAACACGAGAUGUAAAAUAUAUUUGCUCUCGUAUGACACGUACAACUUUUCACCUCAGUAGUGAUAACAUAUUAAAGGUAAAAAAAUUCAACAUCAAGUUAACCACAUUUUUUUUUUACAAGAUAGUAAUAUAAUCGUUUAUUUACAUUCAUAAAUGAAAGGCAUCAUUAUUAUGACAAAAGCUUGUCUCACUCCCUGGAGUGAGGAAAGUGCGACUUUCCCCACUCCAGGGAGUGACGAAAGUAGACUUAUUCGAGCUGCUGAGGUGAAAAAAGCAUUGUUUCUUUUGUGCACCGCGGUAGCUACCGAAUUUGUCAUUAGAAAAAAGGAUUGCCCGUUUUGAGAGGAAAAGGGACGGCCGCUUCUCCAUACAAACUUAAUCCUCAUUUUUCUCUCUGGAUAUUAACAUAAUGGAAAACAUUUUUUACAUAUAUUGAUGUAUAUGAAUAUUAGCUAUGUCCCUACGUUUUACUAUUUUAAUUUUUUUUAUUAUUGUAAAGAUUAGGAGCAAAAAACAGUUUUCAUACAUAUUUUUAAAUGCUUACUCUUAUAAUAAUUAAAAAUUCGAACAAAAUCAAACGUAGUGGCAUAGUUAUAUAUCUACACAGUUAAAUAUUUUCAAAAUGUUAUCCAGAGAGGAAAAUGGGGACUAUGAAUAAGAAUAAAGAAUAAGAAACCAUUUAUUGCCACACAAAAUACAAUGUUUCACUU